Molecule: messenger RNA, 930 nt
Organism: Onychomys torridus (southern grasshopper mouse)
Lineage: Eukaryota; Metazoa; Chordata; Mammalia; Rodentia; Cricetidae
Product: zinc transporter ZIP2-like
Exons: 4
Coding region: 1-930 (309 amino acids)
Biological process (GO): zinc ion transmembrane transport
Cellular component (GO): plasma membrane
Molecular function (GO): zinc ion transmembrane transporter activity
Source: RefSeq, a predicted model, not a curated record
AUGGAGGUACUUCUGGGAGUAAAAAUUGGCUGCCUGCUUGCCCUUCUGGUCCUCACACUGGGCUGUGGCCUCACUCCCAUCUGCUUCAAAUGGUUCCAGAUGGAUGCAGCUACAGGUCACCACUACAGAGUUCUCAGCCUCCUGGGCUGCGUCUCUGCCGGGGUCUUUCUGGGAGCAGGGUUGAUGCAUAUGACUGCUGAAGCCCUGGAGGGAAUUGAAUCAGAAAUUGAGAAAUUCAUGGUGCAGAAUAGUACAGGAAGUGAGGGAAAUUCUUCUCAUGAUGCUACUUCCAGUUCCGUGGAGUAUCCCUAUGGAGAGCUGGUCAUCUCCCUGGGCUUUUUCUUUGUCUUCCUUUUGGAGUCGCUGGCAUUGCAGUACUGUCAUGGGGAUGCUAGAAGAUCCACCGUGCAGGAAGAGGAAUGGGGAGGGACCCAUGCCUUUGGAUUCCAUAAGCACCCGCCUGUGCCUUCACCCUCACUGGGUCCCCUGCGUGCCCUCAUUCUCCUGCUCUCUCUGUCCUUUCACUCGGUGUUUGAAGGUCUAGCUGUGGGACUGCAGACAUCAGUGGCCGCUACUAUACAGCUCUGUGUUGCCGUUCUGGCUCAUAAGGGGCUUGUGGUGUUCAGUGUAGGCCUCCGGCUGCUGAAGAUCGGCACUGGAACAUGGUGGGCCGUGUUCUGCAUACUGUCGUUAGCCCUCAUGUCUCCUGUGGGCCUAGCUCUAGGGAUGACUGUAGCUGGAGGGGCCUCAGGACCAGCGCAGGGGUUAGCCCAGGCUCUAUUAGAGGGAGUAGCAGCUGGCACAUUCCUGUAUGUCACCUUCCUAGAAAUUUUGCCCCGGGAGCUGGCCUGUCCUGAGGCCCCUCUGGUCAAGUAUGGCUGUGUGGCGGCUGGUUUUGCCUUCAUGGCUCUCAUCGCACUGUGGGCCUGA